AGCAGACCCUUCAUCAUUACAAACUUGUCCUGCGCUUCGAAGAUCUUUGCCCUUUUUCACACUCAAUCUAGGAAUCAUGUGGUCGAGCUCUGGUCGAGAAACAGGACAUUCCUGUGAGUCCGUGACCCCACGCUUUUCUAGUACAAAGCCAAAGAGAAUCUCUCUCUCUCUCUCUGGGUUUUUCAAGGUGAAGACUUUUAUGGCCUUCAGUUUGAGAGCGGAGUGACUGGUUGCGGAUUUCGGAGGUGGGUUUUGGCGGAAUCCGUGUUUGGUGAUGAGAUUUUUGUGAAGCUGUAGAAUGGAGAGAGACUUCUUGGGUUUGGGCUCAAGCGAACCGUCGGGUGUUGUGAAGAAGGAGGAGACGAGCACCGAGGCUUGCGGAGGGUCUGGAUUGAACAAAGUUUCGGGAGCAAGAUGGCCAUUCCUGGAGAAAUUCCAUGCUGUUCCUCAUUUGAAGCUAGAUCUACCGGGACAUGGUCUUGUUUUCACCCCAAAUUCAGGUCUUCUAGGCGCCGCUUCUACAUUGGGAACCACUGAAUCAAGCUAUUGCAGAAAUGCUGCCAAGCCUCACGGGUCUCCUCAGUUGACCAUCUUCUACGCGGGGACCGUGAAAGUUUACGAUGACAUCCCUCCUGAAAAAGUCCAAGCUAUUAUGAUCCUGGCUGGGAAUGGAACUUCUAAAUCUCCUAAGGCAUCGCACUCAAAAUGUUAUGUUCACACGCCUACCACCGGGAAUAUCACUGGCAAUCACGUGGUUCUGACGCAGCCUAUUACACAGCCUUGCUCUGGCCUUUCAAGUCCAUUCUCAGUGGCCUCACUUCCGGCUCCUCAUUUGGGGAGUGGACUCACUAACAAGAAUGGACCAAAGGAAGGUAACACUGAAGGAGUUACUGCUCUGAGCAAAGUGGACAGUCCAAAGAUGGUCGGUGCCAUGAGAUCAAUUGCUGCAACAACCAUGAUGUCGACUGCCAUCCCUCAGUCUCCUAAAGCAUCCUUGACUCGGUUCUUGGAGAAGCGCAAAGAAAGGCUAAGAAAUGCCGCACCAUACAACCUCGGCAAGAGCUUGUCCCUGGAGUGUGCAUCGCCGGACUCCAGUCCCAUGAAGCUCUCUUCUGGUCCUGCUCUGGACAAGCACUGUACUCGGUGAUGCGUAAGGCUUUUAGGAUUUUGAUGUGCUUGAUUUUUCUCGUUUGUGUAAUGAAAUGGGAUGGUAUUGACCUAGUUUGUAAUGUCCCGGUGCAGUCCUUGUACGGCCUAAAUAGUUUAUCAGCGCUGGUGCUUUUUGUAACCUAAUCACGAGAUGAAUAGUCUGUUAAUUCGUGCAACGAAACAAGGUGCUUGAUUUGAAUUACUCGAACGACUCCUGUAAAAUCUUUUCUGAUACAUAUCGGAAUUCUGUGA
Molecule: messenger RNA, 1401 nt
Organism: Eucalyptus grandis
Lineage: Eukaryota; Viridiplantae; Streptophyta; Magnoliopsida; Myrtales; Myrtaceae
Product: protein TIFY 6B
Exons: 6
Coding region: 299-1147 (282 amino acids)
Biological process (GO): response to wounding; regulation of defense response; regulation of jasmonic acid mediated signaling pathway
Cellular component (GO): nucleus
Source: RefSeq, a predicted model, not a curated record